This is a messenger RNA of Setaria italica (foxtail millet), 2143 nucleotides long. RefSeq names its product IQ domain-containing protein IQM1. NCBI's taxonomy places the organism in Eukaryota, Viridiplantae, Streptophyta, Magnoliopsida, Poales, Poaceae. The record is from RefSeq and is a predicted model, not a curated record. The transcript is spliced from 9 exons. The coding region runs from base 208 to 1881 and encodes 557 amino acids.
GGCCCGGUCCUAGAUUUCGUUAUAUAUAUGAGAGAGCAGUGACAACCCCUGAGGUUGCAGUGCAUCACCAACAGCUAGCCACAUCGGAUUCCAGCUAAUUCCAUAGCUUCGUCUCAGCAGCAGCUCCCAAGUUUUCAGCUGUUCCUGUUCUUUGGGAGAAGGGUGGGUUCCCACUCCGAGACCAUCACCAGGGCGAGUGUUCAGUUUAUGGGAUUGUACCGCAACGAAUGGGCUGAAGCUCUUGGCAUCGAGAUCUCCAGCCCGAGGACGAAGGACGGCGCCAUGGUGGUGAACAGAGUCUCCCCUCUGUGGGAUGACCAGGAGAAGCUCUGCUUCCCCAAGGGCAAACUGCUCCCGUCACUCAGCUUCAAGCUGUGGGAGGCGGAGGCGGCGGUGGCUUCGAUAGUGGACCGCGGCAGCAGGCCGAGCCAGAUCAACGCCGACGACGGCGGCGAGGUGGUGUUCAUGGCGUCGCCGCCGUCGCCGAGCCCCCGCGUCUCCCCCAGCCCCAAGUGCGAGCUCGACGCCGCGGCGGUGAAGCUGCAGAAGGUGUACAAGAGCUACCGCACGCGGAGGAACCUCGCCGACUGCGCCGUCGUCGUCGAGGAGCUGUGGUGGAAGGCGCUCGACUUCGCGUCCCUCAAGCACAGCUCCGUCUCCUUCUUCAACGGCGGCAAGCCCGAGACGGCGGCGUCGCGGUGGGCGCGCGCCAGGACGAGGGUGGCCAAGCUUGGCAAGGGUCUGUCGAAGAACGGCAAGGCGCAGAAGCUGGCGAGGCAGCACUGGCUCGAAGCUAUUGACCCGAGGCAUCGGUAUGGGCACAAUUUGCAUAUCUAUUAUGAUGUCUGGUCCAAGAGCGAGAGUACAGAACCCUUCUUUUAUUGGUUGGACAUUGGGGAAGGCAAAGAAGUAAACCUUGAGAAAUGCCCUAGGAGUAAACUUCAGAGCCAGUGCAUCAAGUACCUUGGACCGAAAGAAAGACAAGAGUAUGAAGUUGUAGUGGAGAGUGGAAAACUAGCGUACAAGAAAAAUGGAGCUUUUGUUCAAACUUUGGAUGAUUCCAAGUGGAUUUUCGUCCUCAGCACCACCAAGGCGCUCUAUGUUGGACAGAAGAAGAAAGGAUCAUUUCAGCACUCGAGUUUCCUAGCUGGUGGGGCCAUAACAUCUGCCGGAAGAUUGGUCGUCAAAGAAGGAAUCCUCAAGGCCAUAUGGCCGUACAGCGGCCACUACCUUCCAACUGAAGAGAACUUCAGAGAGUUCAUCCGGUACCUUGAGGAGAACGGCGUCGACCUCACCGACGUCAAGGUAAAUAAAUCCCCAAUCGACAAAGACGACGAGUACCCCUUGCUGAGCAAACCUGACACUCAGCCCAACGCCACUGUGUCCGACGACACCAACGGGACAGAUCACGCCACGGCGGCCGCAGCUGCCGAUGAGCAGAUGAGUGAGUCCGAGGUGGUCGACGGCGAUGUUCGCCGGACAACCGACGACGGAAACAUGAGUGAAGCAGAGGAGGACGACGCUGACAUCCACUCUCACACUGACACCGAACAAGAGGCGCACAGUUCAGAGCAGCCGCCGGCGAACGGUGAUGCUUCUGAGCACGGCAAGAACCACCUGAUGUGCCGGUGGUCGACGGGAACGGGCCCACGCAUCCGGUGCGUUCGUGACUACCCGCAGGACCUCCAGUCCAGGGCGCUGGAGCACGUUAACCUCUCGCCGAGGCUCAGCGGCUCGCCGUCAAGGAAGAGGGACCCGGUGCCGUCGCCUAGGCCGAGCCCGGCGAUGAUCCUGUCGCCGAGGCUAGCGUCCGUGGGGUUCCAGCCUCAGACGACGGUGUCACUCACUCUGCCCGACUUCAAGAGGAGCAGGUUGCAGUGAGUGAACAACCAUUCAGUUCUCGUUUCAUUGAUCAGAACAAUAACUGGUCAGAUUGUUUACUGACAGGCCAGUGAUUGUUUUGCUGCUAGCUAGGUUAGUUAGCAUAUUUCUUCAUUUUUUUUUCUGUUCAUUGUCUACCUAAUUGUACAAUUUUGUCAGUUUGUAGAUACCAUUUGUGAUUCUUUUGUUAGAUGUAUGCACAGAGUGCAUGUACAUUACUUAAUUAAAAGGAAAGCAAGACAGGGCAAUUUUUUUAUCUGAA